Molecule: messenger RNA, 1294 nt
Organism: Chara braunii
Lineage: Eukaryota; Viridiplantae; Streptophyta; Charophyceae; Charales; Characeae
Source: the annotation of a GenBank genome assembly
AGAUGCGCUGAGCACAGCCCCAGCUAUGGUUGUCUCAGCAAAGGAGGACGAGGAAGACGAUGACGGGGAGGAGGAGGGGGAUGAUGGUGACGGGGAGGAGGGGGAAGCUGAUAACGGGGAGGGGAAGGGAGAUGACCGGGCGGAGGAGGUGGCAGACGACGAUGGGGAGGAGGAGGAGGAUGACGACGGGCAGGAGGAGGUGGACGACGACGACGGGGAGGAGGUGGCAGAUGACGACGGGAAGGAGGACGUGGAGGAGGUGGCAGCUGACGACGGGCAGGUUCGAAGGGAGGAGGAGAAGGAAGAUGGCGCAGGAGAAGAGAGGGAGGACGAUGACGACGGGGGGAGGAGGAGGAAGACGAUUAUGGGCGGAAGAGGAAGCCAACGACAACGGGUGGACGGAGGAAAGGAGGGGGAGGAGGGGGAGGAGGAAGAUGGCGCUGAGAAAGAUGACGGACAGGAGGAGGUGGAUGAUGAUGAUGGGGAGGAGGUGGCAAACGAGGAUGUGGAGGAGAACGGGCGCAAUGCCACGGAGGAGGGGGAAGCUGAUAACGGGGAGGGGAAGGGAGAUAACCGGGCGGAGGAGGUGGCAAACGACGAUGGGGAGGAGGAGGAGGAUGACGACGGGCAGGAGGAGGUGGUCGACGACGACGGGGAGGAGGUGCCAGAUGACGACGGGAAGGAGGACGUGGAGGAGGUGGCAGCUGACGACGGGCAGGUUCGAAACAAUGAUGGGGAGGAGGAGGAGAAAGAUGGUGAUGGAGAAGACAGGGAGGACGAUGACGACGGGGGGAGGAGGAAGACGAUUACGGGAGGAAGAGUAAGCAAACGACAACGGGUAGACAGAGGAAAGGAGGGGGAGGAGGGGGAGGAGGAAGAUGGCGCUGAGAAAGAUGACGGGCAGGAGGAGGUGGCAGAUGAGGACGAGGAAGAUGGCGCUGAGAAAGAUGACGGGCAGGAGGAGGUGGCUGAUGAGGAGGAUGAAGAUGGUGCGCAGAAAGAUAAUGGGCAGGAGGAGGUGGCAGAUAAGGAGGAGGAAGAUGGAGGGCAGGAGGAGGUGGCAGAUGAGGAGGAGGAAGAUGGCGCUGAGAAGAGAGGACGAUGGGGAGGAGGAGGAGGAAGAUGGAGCUGGAGAAGAGAGGGAGGACGACGACGACGGGGUGGAAGAGGAGGAAGACGAUUUUUGGGAGGAGGAGGACAAUGAUGAUUACGGGAGGAGGAGGACGACGAUUACGGGAGGAGGAGGAUGACGAUGGGGAUGAGGACGUGGAGGACAACGGCCGCAAUGCCGCGU